AUGAGCAGCGCGGACACGCUCGUCUCCUCGCUCAACCAGCUCCUCGCCAAGCUCGGCCUCUCUGCCAUUGUGCUCGAGUCCCCGUUCGACCUCACGCCCUCGCUGCUCGUCGCUGUCCUCGAAUGUAUUCUCGAGUCGCGACUCGACAUCCCGCCCGCCACCCGUGCGUCGCGCGACAUUCCCUCCAGGGUGCAGGCCAUGAAGGUCUUCCUCGGCGUACUGGAGGGAGACGUGAUACAAAUGGAUGUUGGCCUCAGCGACGUCGACCCGCGGCGUCUUGCGGCGGGCGAGUGGGACGAGGUCGUGUUCAUCGGUCAGCUGCUGUGCUGGCUGGGCAAGACGACGGGCCUGCUACCUGUAUUACCCGAAGACACGCCUGUUGAGGAUGGCCCUGGGCGAUUUGUGAAGACAGCGAGCGCCGAGCGAGACAUGCGGGGCGGCGCUGUAUCGCCGUCUUUACCAUCCGACACGGCCUCAAACACGGGCCAUUCGUAUCUAUCGCUCUCGCGCACAGUACCAGCAGGCUCGGACACUACCGUCUCAUCGAGUCUCUCCGUUCCCCCAGCCCCCCUGCCCCACGCAGAUCUGUUCGAUCCGGGCUCUCAAACGGUUUCGUCGGGCCAGACUCGAGCCCGGAGGCGCGCUCCGCGCUGCAUCCACGAAGUCGAAGAGUUGUCAUUCAUGUCUCAGGACAGUCAGUCGACCGAAGACACAUACUGCGCCUGCCCCCCAGAGCCCCUCGAACCAUUACUGUCCUCCAUACGUCCGAGCUCUACCCCCGUGCGCCACACAAGAUGGGUACACCGCGUUGAUGACGCAUCUGAACUUCGCUCUUUCAAGGCUCAUAGACCUCACUCCGUAGAUCUGCUUUCCCCAGCCUAUGGCAAUCUGGUAUCCACACCACGGACGCCCCUCACUGGAGCUACCCCUCCAGGUCGUAUCCUCACGCGACACAACUCUCCCACUGAGUACACACUCGCCCUACUCAACGAGCGUGCCAAACUGCUUGCCGAGUUAGCUGAGCUGAAGACGGCGAGAAGCAAGACUUGA
Molecule: messenger RNA, 1050 nt
Organism: Postia placenta MAD-698-R-SB12
Lineage: Eukaryota; Fungi; Basidiomycota; Agaricomycetes; Polyporales; Adustoporiaceae
Exons: 1
Coding region: 1-1050 (349 amino acids)
Source: RefSeq, a predicted model, not a curated record